Messenger RNA from Suillus fuscotomentosus, 456 nucleotides. RefSeq lists its product as uncharacterized. The transcript has a single exon. The record is from RefSeq and is a predicted model, not a curated record. The coding region runs from base 1 to 456 and encodes 151 amino acids. Lineage: Eukaryota; Fungi; Basidiomycota; Agaricomycetes; Boletales; Suillaceae.
AUGGCUCAUGCCAUCAACGAAAACACCUUGACUAGUGUCCCCUCCGUUAACAAUCCUCGGCCUCUGAGGGUGAUGGGGGACAAUGCUGAUUACUGGGUGAAUGAUGCGGGGGAGCCCUUCACUUUCAAAUUUCCAGCGACUCUGGAUCUCGAGGGUCAAUUCGAUUGGUCAGGCCCGUACUUCAAUCUUCCACGCACUGGUGUAAGUACCUGUGAUAACUUGUAUGCAUCCAUUGUGAAACUGACACUCUUUCACCAGCUGGACUUGGUCACGAUCAAGAAGAUGCGUGCACAGUUUGAAGUCCGUCCUCUGGAUAUCCAGGCACGUGACGUGUAUCCCCCAGAGGCCAUCAAGUGUAGCUCCUCCGCGAUCGACAUGUUGAAUGUGUUACAUGGGGAAGCUGAGGAUGUGAGGAAUGCUUGUAAAUUGGUUGAGUGUCUGCUGUGGUAUCGCUGA